Trichomycterus rosablanca is the source of this 2199-nucleotide messenger RNA. Its product is annotated as tetratricopeptide repeat protein 39C-like. Gene Ontology annotation, molecular function: protein binding. The transcript is spliced from 14 exons. The coding region runs from base 198 to 2069 and encodes 623 amino acids. The record is from RefSeq and is a predicted model, not a curated record. Lineage: Eukaryota; Metazoa; Chordata; Actinopteri; Siluriformes; Trichomycteridae. Gene Ontology annotation, biological process: cilium assembly; otolith morphogenesis.
GUGUGAUCAGGUUUACGGACACCGCGGAGGUUUAGCUUGGUGGUUUACGCUUUUAUUUGUCGGGAUGGGUUUAAGUGCCAGUGCUUGAUGGAAAUAAGCUCUUCCUGGAUCAGAGCUGUGUCUGCGUGGGUGGUGUAGGUGUUGCACUGCUGCACCGCUGGAGUUUCAGUACUUACUGUGUUCAUUAGAUCUGAAUCAUGGCAGCUUCUGAUCCUGGUGCUGGUGCUGAAGAUUUAGAGGAUGAGCUGGACGAUGCAGAGCUCUCACUGAGAGGAAUAAACAUGCUGCUCAACAAUGGAUUCAGAGAAAGCACCCAACUCUUCCAUAAAUACAGGAACUUCAGUCCACUGAUGAGUUUCGGAGCCAGCUUUGUUAGUUUCCUGAAUGCCAUGAUGACGUUUGAAGAGGAGAAAAUGCAGGUAGCCAGCGAGGACCUGCGAGCCACAGAGAAACUGUGUGAAUGUGACAGCGCUGGUGUCAUCGAGACCAUUAAGAACAAGAUCAGAAAAAGUGUGGAGGGGCAGAGGAUGGAGGCAGCCAUGAUCGAGCGGCUGCAGAGGCUCAUCAUAGUGGCCGACUGUCAGGUCUACCUGGCCGUGCUGUCCUUUGUCAGACAGGAGCUCUCAGGCUAUAUCAAAGCUGGCUGGAUCCUCCGCAAGGCCUGGAAAAUGUACAAUAAAUGCUACAACGAUAUCAUCCGGCUUCAGGAAAGCUUCCAGAGGAGAGGCUCUGCACCACAGGGUGCGCCUUCCGUCGACCGUCCUGUGCGGGGUCGUAAAUCUCAGAAAGCUGUGAACACAACUGACCGCUCUGAACAUGCCAGUACUCCUCUAGUUUCUGUUCCAGAGACGUCACUUCAAACCGGUGAUGGCCAGCACGUUUCAGAACCGCCCGAUCAGCCCAGAAAUGUCCCAAAAACGUCUGUGCGUCCCGAACGUGGCGUUACCGAAGAGUCUCUGAGUCGACUUAAGGGUUCGGUCAGCUUUGGAUACGGCCUGUUCCACCUCUGCAUCUCCAUGGUCCCUCCUAACCUUCUGAGGAUUAUAAACCUGCUGGGAUUCCCUGGAUCGAGGCAGGAGGGGCUCAGUGCGCUCGCGUAUGCCAGCGAAAGCAAGGACAUGAAGGCCCCUCUCGCUACACUGGCUCUGCUUUGGUACCACACGGUCGUCCAGCCCUUUUUUGCACUGGACAGCUCUGAAACUGAAGCAGGACUUCAGGCUGCUAGAGCGAUACUUCAGAAGAAGGAGACAGAGUACCCCAACUCCUCACUCUUCAUCUUCUUCAAGGGCAGAGUGCUGCGACUCGAGUGUCAGAUCAGCGGGGCUUUAACUUGCUUCAACAGUGCGCUGGAACUGGCUACAGAGCAGCGUGAGAUCCAGCACAUCUGUCUCUACGAGAUUGGCUGGUGCAGUAUGAUCGAGCUGAGCUUCACCGAUGCCUACAACGCCUUCGAGCGUCUGAGAAAGGAGUCACGCUGGUCCCAGUGCUACUACUCCUACCUUACUGGAGUGUGUCAGGGAGCAGCGGGGGAUCUGAACGGAGCGCGCUCUGUGUUGAAAGACGCCGCGCGGCUUUUUAAAAGGAAGCACAAUCAGAUCGAGCAGUUUUCCAUGAGGAGGGCGGAGGAGUUGAGAAAGCUCUCGUGUAAUAAGGAGCGCUGUAGCAUGGCGGUUAUAGAGGUGCUUUACCUGUGGAAAGCUCUACAGAACUGCUCUGCCUCCAAACUACAGCUCAUGAUUCAAGUUUUGCAGCAAACAGAGGACUCAUGUUGUGGUCUUAAACAUCUCCUGCUGGGUGCGGUGUACAAGUGUCUGGGUGACAACACACACGCAGUGCAGUGCUUUCAGUUGGCUGUACAAGAUGAGGAAGGACGGGUAACUAAUUCCUACGUGCAGCCGUACGCCCUGUAUGAGCUGGGAUGUGUUCUGCUGGAAAAUCCUGAGACUGCAGCCAAGGGAAGAUCUUUGCUACUUCAAGCCAAGGACGAUUUCUCAGCGUACGACUUUGAGAACCGGCUUCACGUGCGGAUCCACACAGCAUUAGCUUCACUCAAAGCUGUCGUCUCAUAAUAACCACAGAUCUGUAUGAUCCAGCACAAUAUAGGAGCCUCUGAUAGGGGUGAAAUAUGUCUGGAUCAUGUGGUAGGAAUAACACAACCUCACACUUUAAUGUUUAUGAUUAAAGAUUUAUACUAGAGCA